AGGAGGAGGAGAGAGGCACUAGGUACCUGGCACCCAGCAAAAACCCAGAGUUAUCUCGGAAUUCUUCAAAGUCAUAAAGGGCUAGAUGGAGGGUUCCUUGCUGGUACAACCAGGUCACAAGCCUUAGAAGGCUUGAUGGGCAUGGCUGGCUCUGUCCCCGAGGCAUACUCUGCUCUCAUCUGGGCUUUGCUGCCUACAGCUGAGAUGCUUCUCCUGGCUCCCUGCAGAACGUCCAGGCUCCAGGAAUUUGGACGGAGUGGUAGAGACAUCGCCGGCAGAGACGGCAAUUACCAGCUUCCUCCCUGGGAUGUCUUGUGAUUCGGGGCACAUUCUGCUCCUACUCUUUUAAAAAGGGCAGCAUGUUGAUGCUCAAGGCACAAGAACAGAAUCAAACAAGGAAACUACCAUUUGAUUAAAGAGUCGGUGUCCAGUCUCCAUGCUGCCUCUCCUGCAGGUCACCUUCUUUCUUCUCUCCUCCUGCUUCUCAGCAGGAGGGGGCAGCCCCCUCAGUGAAGGCCUGUGGCUGCUGAAGACUGAGUUUGCCCUCCACCUUUACCGGAGUGCAGCAGCAGAGAGAAACGGGACAAACUUCGUCAUCUCACCGGCCAGUGUGUCCCUCUCCCUGGAGAUCCUGCAGUUUGGAGCCAGGGGCAACACCGGCUGGCAGCUGGCUGGGGCCCUCGGCUAUACAGUGCAAGACCCAAGAGUGAAAGAAUUCCUGCAUGCUGUUUAUACCACACGGCACAACUCCAGUCAAGGUGUCGGAAUGGAGCUGGCCUGCACCCUGUUCAUGCAAACCGGAACAUCCCUGUCUCCCUGCUUUGUGGAGCAGGUCUCCCGGUGGGCCAACAGCAGUCUGGAGGCAGCUGACUUCAGCGAGCCUAACAGCACUACCACGGAGGCCUCCAAAGUCACAUCCAGACAGAGCACAGGUGAAGGCCCAGAUAGCCCGUUGUGGGGCCGGGCCGAUGCCCUGUCUACUCAGCUCUCCAUCAUGAGCACCAUGACUUUCCAAAGUACCUGGCAGAAGAGAUUCUCUGUGGUCCUGCAGCCCCUGCCUUUCACCCAUGCCCAUGGUCUUGUACUUCAAGUCCCAGCGAUGCACCAAGUGGCAGAGGUCAGCUAUGGCCAGUUCCAGGAUGCUGCAGGCCAUGAGAUAGCUGUUCUAGAGCUGUUGUACCUGGGAAGGGUGGCCAGUUUGCUCCUGGUGCUUCCCCAAGACAAGGGCACUCCUCUGGACCACAUUGAACCACACCUCACUGCCAGAGUCCUCCACCUCUGGACCACAAGGCUGAAGAGAGCCAGAAUGGAUGUGUUUCUCCCCAGGUUUAAGAUCCAAAAUCAAUUUGACGUAAAAAGCAUUUUAAGAUCGUGGGGUAUCACUGAUCUUUUUGACCCACUCAAAGCUAACUUGAAAGGAAUUUCAGGCCAAGAUGGCUUUUACGUUUCUCAACUAACCCACAAGGCCAAGAUGGAGCUUUCAGAGGAGGGUACCAGGUCCUCUGCAGCCACAGCGGUGCUGCUGCUGAGGAGGUCUCGGACCUCUGCUUUUAAAGCAGAUCGGCCCUUCAUCUUUCUUCUGAGAGAACACAGCACAGGUACUGACUUUUUAAAAAAAAAACUGGAUUCAGACAUUUAUGUCCAUCUCUAACAAUUUACGUUUAU
This is a messenger RNA of Mus musculus (house mouse), 1665 nucleotides long. It is a transcript of the gene Serpine3, whose product is annotated as serpin peptidase inhibitor, clade E (nexin, plasminogen activator inhibitor type 1), member 3. The coding region runs from base 437 to 1651 and encodes 404 amino acids. Gene Ontology annotation, molecular function: serine-type endopeptidase inhibitor activity. NCBI's taxonomy places the organism in Eukaryota, Metazoa, Chordata, Mammalia, Rodentia, Muridae. Gene Ontology annotation, cellular component: extracellular region. The record is from RefSeq and is a predicted model, not a curated record. The transcript has 8 exons.